Messenger RNA from Penicilliopsis zonata CBS 506.65, 1491 nucleotides. RefSeq lists its product as hypothetical. Gene Ontology annotation, cellular component: mating projection tip; nucleus; actin cortical patch. The coding region runs from base 114 to 1328 and encodes 404 amino acids. Gene Ontology annotation, biological process: actin filament organization; endosomal transport; actin cortical patch assembly. The transcript has 3 exons. Lineage: Eukaryota; Fungi; Ascomycota; Eurotiomycetes; Eurotiales; Aspergillaceae. The record is from RefSeq and is a predicted model, not a curated record. Gene Ontology annotation, molecular function: protein binding; calcium ion binding.
CCGCAACCGCCGCAAUCAGUCCCCCACGAGCAGCUGUACGCUCUGCAUUUCUCCCUAGCUGUUAUACCAAGUCACCUGCCAGUUUUGCACCAGUGCAUUGCAACACAUUGAUCAUGUCAAAUAAUAAGAAAAUCGAGCAAUGGGAAAUUGAGCGGUACUGGGAAAUAUUCACGUCGCUUGCAAACGGCCAACCGCGCCUGAACAACUCCCAGGCCGCGUCGGUGCUCCGGAACAGUCGACUUCGCGAUGACCAGUUAGAGAAGAUUUGGGACCUGGCGGACGUGGAUGGUGAUGGAGAGCUGGACUUUGAAGAGUUUUGUGUUGCCAUGCGAUUAGUGUUUGACCUGGUCAAUGGGGAAUACCAAGAAGUUCCUCUAUCCCUGCCGGAAUGGCUCGUGCCAGAGUCCAAAGCUCACCUCGUCCAAGCCACCCACGCCCUGAGCGGUCGCCAGGUCCAAUUCGAGCGAAUAGAAGACGAAGAUGAAACGCCUGGCCUGAAAGAUGGGUUUGACUGGUACAUGAAUCCGUCCGAUAAAUCUAAAUAUGAAGAGAUCUACACUGCGAACCGGAAUCCCCGUGGCGAAAUUACAUUCGAAUCUCUUCAGGGGCUGUACGAUUCCCUGGAUGUUCCAGAUACCGAUGUCCGCUCUGCAUGGAAUCUUGUCAACCCCUCGGCAUCACGCUCAAUCAAUAAGGACGCCACCCUCGCCUUCUUGCACAUGCUCAACUACCGCCAUGAGGGUUUCCGCAUUCCUCGCACGAUCCCCCCUUCGCUAAGAUCAUCAUUUGAGUCCAACAAGAUUGACUACCAGGUUGACAACGUUGCGCCUGCCCAGAAAUGGGGGGCCGAUGGCGAGGAGACACGGUCUAGCCGCAAGGCCAAGUUUGGAGAUACGUACCUGAGUCGCCUCGGAGUGGGCGGCAAGACGACCUACCGCCCCAAGGGCACCGAUUUCAGUGACACGAUACAGGACGAGGAGUGGGAAAAGGUCCGGCUGAGGCGGGAGCUCGUGGAGUUGGAGUCGAAGCUCGAGGCGGCGAACAAGGCCUCGGAGCAGCGGCGGGACAAGCCCCGGCUGGAUGGCCGGCCGAACUGGGUUCUCAUCAAGAAAGAGGCGCUGCAGCUACUGGAAUACAAGGAGCGGGAGCUGCGGGAACUGCGCGAAGGCACUGGUCGGUCCAAGGACGGGCAGGACAUGGCUCGCCUGCGCGACGACGUCAAGACGGUGGGGGAUCAGGUCGAAGGGCUCAAGAAACAUCUGAGUCAACGUAGAGAGAUCCUAGACGAUCUGCGCAGUCAAAUCGAAGACGAGAAGUCGCGCCGAUGAGUAUAAUUGCAUUCAACACAAACCACUAUUUCUUCAUCUUUUUUGCUUUUCCCCUUCCCCCCACCCUCACCUUUCUCUUUUCCAACUGUUCAUAUGUUGUCUUCGCUCGGUAUAUACCUAGGUAGCGUGUACGAUUUCUCUUCACCCAGCUUUACCGGCUGGC